CCUGCACUGGCAAUGCUGACCGUGAACUCCCUGGGAGUGGAACAAAGGUUCCAUGGAAAUGACAUCAGCGCGGGCAGUGUGGUAUUAAACUGUGAUGUCACACACGAGGUGAUAAAUCGCCCCUAGGCCGGUUCUACUCCAACGCGGCAGUACUUGGAAGCCCGGCCAGGCCUGGCCCGCUCCGCUCCGGUCCGGUCUACACUCGAGCCGCGAGGCCAGCGCGCCCCGGACUGCUGCGGCUGUCGUCUGGGCCGCGCGCGCUGUGCUCGCUCACUCGCUGGCGGUGGGGAACCGCGGACGGAAGGAGGGCCGCUGCGCUCGGCAGGACGCUCGCCGGCGGGGUUGAACCUGCAGCCAACAAGAAACUUGAGAAUGACUAACACUGCCAUCAAGAGAAUAGUGACCAAUGUUGUGAAAUCACCAGAGGAUAAACGUGAAUAUCGUGGAUUAGAACUCACCAAUGGCAUCCGUGUAUUACUUAUUCAUGAUCCCACCACUGACAAAUCCUCUGCGGCUCUGGAUGUUCACAUUGGCUCUUUGGCAGAUCCCAAAGAAAUACCAGGCCUAGCCCACUUCUGUGAACAUAUGCUUUUUUUGGGAACAGAAAAGUAUCCAAAGGAGAAUGAAUAUAAUCAAUUUCUCAGUGAACAUGCAGGGAGCUCUAAUGCAUUCACCAGUGGAGAACAUACCAAUUUCUAUUUUGAUGUAUCAAAUGAGCAUUUGGAGGGUGCACUUAACAGGUUUGCCCAAUUUUUCCUUUGCCCUUUAUUUGACGCAAGCUGUAAAGACAGAGAAGUCAAUGCUGUUGACUCAGAGCAUGAGAAAAAUCUAAUGAAUGAUGCCUGGAGGCUGUUCCAGUUGGAGAAAUCUACAGGCAACCCAGAACAUCGAUUUAAUUCUUUUGGAACAGGCAACAAGUUGACCUUGGAAACUAGGCCAGCUGAGAUGGGUAUUGAUGUACGACAAGAGCUCCUGAAAUUCCACUCAGCAAACUAUUCAUCAAACUUGAUGGCUCUCUGUGUGCUGGGGCGAGAAUCCCUGGAUGAGAUGACUGACCUGGUGGUAAAAUUGUUUGCCGAGGUGGAGAACAAAUCUGUACCUGUACCUGAAUAUACCGAACAUCCAUUCGAGGAAGAGCACUUGAAGCAACUAUAUAAGGUGGUCCCUAUCAAGGAUAUCCGAAAUCUUUAUGUUACUUUUCCAAUACCGGAUCUACAGAAAUAUUACAAGUCAAAUCCAGGUCAUUAUCUAGGACAUUUGAUUGGUCAUGAAGGACCAGGGAGUCUUCUAUCAGAACUCAAGUCUAAAGGUUGGGUGAAUACACUUGUUGGUGGACAAAAAGAAGGAGCGAAAGGGUUUAUGUUUUUCAUCAUUAAUGUAGAUCUUACUGAAGAAGGACUAGUGCAUGUUGAAGAUAUAAUUCUACACAUGUUCCAAUAUAUUGCCAAACUACGAAUUGAAGGACCUCAAGAAUGGGUUUUCCAAGAAUGUAAGGAUUUGAAUGCUAUGGCAUUCAGGUUCAAAGAUAAAGAGCGACCAAGAGGAUACACUUCAAAACUUGCUGGAUCAUUACAUUACUAUCCCAUUGAAGAAGUUUUGGCAGCUGAAUAUCUACUAGAGGAAUUUAGGGCAGACCUAAUAGAGAUGGUGCUGGAAAAACUGACACCGGAGACUGUGCGGGUAGCUGUGGUUUCUAAAUCAUUUGAAGGACAAACAGACAGAACUGAAAAAUGGUAUGGCACACAGUACAUGCAGGAAGCCAUUAGUGCUGAUGUCAUCCAGAAAUGGCUGAAUGCAGACUUAAAUGGGAAGUUCAAAUUGCCUGUUAAAAAUGAAUUCAUUCCUACGAAUUUUGAGAUUUUCCCUUUGGAAAAUAAUACUACAACUUUUCCAGCUCUCAUUAAGGAUACUGCCAUGAGCAAAGUGUGGUUCAAACAAGAUGACAAGUUCUUUUUGCCAAAAGCAUGCUUAAACUUUGAAUUUUUUAGCCCAUUUGCUUAUGUGGAUCCAUUACAUUGUAAUAUGGCCUAUUUGUAUCUUGAACUGCUGAAAGAUUCCCUCAAUGAGUAUGCAUAUGCAGCAGAGCUUGCUGGCUUGAACUAUGACCUACAAAAUACAAUCUAUGGAAUGUAUCUGUCUGUGAAAGGGUAUAAUGACAAGCAGCACAUAAUUCUUAAGAAGAUAAUAGAGAAGAUGGCUACCUUUGAAAUUGAUGAGAAGCGAUUCGAAAUAAUCAAAGAGGCAUAUAUGCGAUCUCUGAAUAAUUUUAGAGCAGAGCAGCCUCACCAGCAUGCAAUGUAUUAUCUCAGACUGCUAAUGACUGAGGUGGCAUGGACCAAAGAGGAGCUUAAGGAAGCAUUGGAAGAUGUUACACUCCUUCGUCUCAAGGCAUUUAUACCUCAACUAUUAUCAAGACUGCACAUUGAAGCUCUUCUCCAUGGCAACAUUACCAAACAGACUUCUCUGAGUAUUAUACAGAUGGUCGAAGACACACUGAUUCAGCAUGCUCAUACUAAGCCUCUUCUUCCAAGUCAACUUACCCGAUACAGAGAAGUGCAGCUUCCUGACCGGGGAUGGUUUGUGUACCAGCAGAGAAAUGAGGUCCACAACAACUGUGGGAUUGAAAUCUACUACCAGACAGACAUGCAAAACACCCAUGAAAAUAUGCUGUUGGAGCUUUUCUGUCAAAUUAUAUCAGAGCCAUGUUUCAACACACUACGAACCAAAGAACAGUUGGGUUAUAUUGUGUUCAGCGGUCCUCGACGAGCAAAUGGUGUUCAAGGACUGCGUUUUAUUAUCCAGUCGGAGAAACCUCCUAACUACCUGGAAAGUAGAGUCGAGGCUUUCCUAAAGACUAUGGAAAGACAUAUUGAGGAGAUGACAGAGGAAGCUUUUCAGAAACACGUUCAGGCUCUGGCUAUAAGGCGUCUUGAUAAACCAAAGAAACUCUCAGCUGAAUGCGCUAAGCACUGGAGUGAAAUAAUUUCUCAACAAUAUAACUUUGACCGAGAUAAUAUUGAAGUAGCACAUCUGAAGACGCUGACUAAAGAGGACAUAAUAAAUUUCUGCAAGGAGCUCCUGUCAGUCGAUGGUUCCAGGAGGCGCAAGGUCUCCGUGCAUGUUCUGUCCCGAGACAUGGAUUCCUGCCCUGUUAUUGAACAUACUCACUGUCAAAAUGAUGUCAACUUGACUCCUGCACCACCUUUGCCUCAGCCAAGCAUAAUUGAGGAUAUGACCACAUUCAAACGCAAUUUACCACUCUUUCCAUUGGCAAAGCCUCACAUCAAUUUCAUGGCUGCAAAACUCUGAGAAAUGGAAUACUGAUCCAAAGGAAGGAAGAUGUGACCGAAAAACAUAAGUGACCGUAUUCGUUCUGCUGGGAAUUGGAGAAACUUUCAUAAGAGAUCAUUUUUUUUAAAUGAACUCUUUGUGAUUAGGAGAGUACAAAGCUAUAUAGUUGUUCUACAUAUUUCUGCCUGUUAAAGGUUCAGCUACCUAAGUGGUGUUUUAAAUAUUGUCCAUAGACACUUCACACACAAGAUUGGAAAUCUACAAGACACUAAUGUACAAAACAGUGAAAUAACACUGUAUAAUAUGAAUCAAAUUUCUUUUGUGAUAGAGCCUUAUAAUUGAAAUCCGUACCAUGUUUUUACCUUGUACACAAAUUUUGUAGUUUUGAAUUUUUGUGCUCAUACAUCUGGUAGUAAAAUGAUGGAAACUUUUUUUUUGGU
Messenger RNA from Mobula hypostoma (lesser devil ray), 3731 nucleotides. It is a transcript of the gene ide, whose product is annotated as insulin-degrading enzyme. Gene Ontology annotation, molecular function: metalloendopeptidase activity; metal ion binding. Gene Ontology annotation, cellular component: mitochondrion; peroxisomal matrix; cytosol. The record is from RefSeq and is a predicted model, not a curated record. Gene Ontology annotation, biological process: peptide catabolic process; hormone catabolic process; amyloid-beta metabolic process. The transcript is spliced from 25 exons. Lineage: Eukaryota; Metazoa; Chordata; Chondrichthyes; Myliobatiformes; Myliobatidae. The coding region runs from base 373 to 3309 and encodes 978 amino acids.